ACUUUUUUUAUCCACCGACACUUUUCUUAAAAAAAAAAAGAAAAUAUUAAGCUCCGUUUUAUUUUCUUCAGCCAACGUGCCGUGAAUUUAGCCAGGAUUAAUUUUUACGCGGGAAAGAACAAAGAAUUUGAAAAUUUUUAUUCAAUAAUUUGAAUUAUUGAGCACAAUAAUUAUUUAUGUGAUUAAAAGAAUUAUUAUCAAGUGAACAGAAGGGAAUUCAAAAAUUUAAAUUUGAAAAAAGUUUGAAUAAAAAGUUUUUAAAAAUUAAACUGCUGAUAACUUCAGGUUAUUUCUGAUGCAUCAUCCAUUGGAGAAAUGAUAACCUAAAAUAAACUUUGAAAACGUUUUAAUUGCUGAUCAUCAAAUCCUUAUAAGUUUUUAAAAAUAAAAUGUCUGAUCCGCGUUUACGUACAUUGAAAAUAAAAACCGGUGUUGUAAAACGUCUUGCUAAAGAAAAACAAACUUAUGAGAAAGAGCUUCUUCAACAACAAGAACGUGUUGAAAAAUUUAAAAAAGAAGGUAAAGAUCAGCAUGACAUUAAGAAGCAAGAAGAAGUUUUACAAGAAUCAUUGAUGAUGGUUCCUGACUGUCAACGUCGAUUGAUGAAAGCUCAUGAAGAAUUGAAAAGUAUUUUAGAGUCUGAACAAGAUUUAAAAGAAACCGAAAUUUACAUUGAAGCUGAAAAAGUUGUCGCUGAAGCCGAAGAACAAUUACCCAAAAAUAAUUCCAAUUCAUCAGCAUAA
Messenger RNA from Microplitis mediator, 743 nucleotides. RefSeq names its product tubulin-specific chaperone A (gene Tbca). The record is from RefSeq and is a predicted model, not a curated record. The coding region runs from base 390 to 743 and encodes 117 amino acids. Gene Ontology annotation, molecular function: beta-tubulin binding. The transcript has 3 exons. Gene Ontology annotation, cellular component: microtubule cytoskeleton; cytosol. NCBI's taxonomy places the organism in Eukaryota, Metazoa, Arthropoda, Insecta, Hymenoptera, Braconidae. Gene Ontology annotation, biological process: tubulin complex assembly; post-chaperonin tubulin folding pathway.